GGUCUUUAGUUGCUAAAACGGGAUGCUGCGCGCAGUGGAGUCUGGACCCUCUCAAGCACGGGUGACGUCAUGCGCGCUCACGAGUGCCAGCAUCAGGACCACUUGCGCUGUGCACGCCCACAGACCGGGUCUUGUGCUGCUUUCACUGUCCUCUCUGGAGCUCCGGGCGCGCGCGCUGUCCGGUUCAAAGCUCCCCGCGAUGUUGGACCUGUCCGGCGGGUGGAACCUGUCCUUCGCGGGGUGCGGCUUCCUGGGGAUCUACCACAUCGGGGUGGCCAGCUGCCUGCUGGAGAAAGCCCCCCACCUGGUGACGGGGGCCACCCGGCUGUACGGAGCCUCCGCCGGGGCGCUCACCGCCUCCGUGCUCGCCAGCCAGGCGUGCAUAGCAAAGUGCUGUGAGGAUGUGAUCGCGGUGGCAAAGGAGGCCCGGAAGAGGAACCUGGGCCCGCUGCACCCCACCUUCAACCUGGUGAAAGUGCUGAGGUCCGGCCUGAACCGGGACCUGCCCUCUGACGCACACGUGCGAGCAUCUGGGAGGCUGUGCGUGUCCCUGACCCGCGUGUCCGACGGGCAGAACGUUCUGGUGUCGGACUUCAGCUCCAAGGAGGAGCUCAUUCAGGCGCUCAUCUGUAGCUGCUUCAUCCCUAUCUACUGUGGCCUGAUCCCGCCCUCCUUCAGAGGAGCGCGCUAUGUGGACGGAGGGAUCAGUGACAACUUGCCGCUGUCGGAGCUGAAGAACACCAUCACCAUCUCGCCCUUCUCCGGAGAGAACGACAUCUGUCCUCGGGACAACUCCAGCAGCUUCCACGAGCUGCGCUUCACCAACACCAGCAUCCAGAUGAACGUGGGCAACAUGUACCGCCUCAGCCAGGCGCUGUUUCCCCCAGAACCCAAGGUGCUGGCAGAGAUGUGUCAAAAUGGCUACAAGGACACUCUGCGCUUCCUGGAGGAAAACAACCUGCUGAUGCUCGAGUGUCCAACAGCCGGUCCCACGACCUCCAGCACCCCCGCCACCUGCUGCAGGCCCACUGAGACCACCAGAGACUGGGUCCUGAGGAGGCUCCGGCUGCUGCAGCAGAAGCACUGGUGGCUGGACGAGCACAUCACCCUGCCCACUCACAUAAAGAAAGUGUUCUGCGAGGCCUGUCAGGAUAGGUCGGGUCUGUACUCCACGGUCUCUACCAUGCUGCCUCUGAGGGUGGCCUCCUACAUGCUCAUGCCCUACACGCUUCCUGUGCAGUCGGCAUACUCGGUCGCUCAGAGGUUUGUGGAGUGGAUCCCAGAGGUUCCCGCUGACGUGCACUGGCUGGUGGGCGUGGCUGGUGACUUGUACAAACACUUCUGGAGACCAAAACCAGACGGCUCGAUCAGCGAGCUGGGACUCAGGAAGUGCAUGAGCGUACCCCCGCUGCCUUCAGGGAGCCCCGCCCUCAAAGACAUCCCACCCGCUGUCUCCGCCCUCCAGCUCCAGGACAACUACUGGGACGUCCCAAACUCCUCAUCUUUGACGCUCCCCCAGCAUCCUGUCAGCGCCCCCCCUUCCCCACAGGUCUGCUUCUUUGUGGGCUCCCAGGACGAAGCCUUCAGUCACUCGCAGCAGUGAUGGAUGCUGGGCGUUCUGUGAGGUGUUUAGGCGCUGGUUGGUAAAUCUGAACUCCUCACCUGCAGUGAGCUGCAGCACCCUCAGGAAGCAAACAUGUAGACAUUUUUAUCCAGCCCAAAGCUCCGGCGGAAGGAACCGCUCCUGGACAGAGCUGGACCUAAUCCUGCAGUGGAAGGAAGCAUCUCAGCAUCUCAGACCUGCAACGCUGAGCCGUCACCUGCAGUAGUCAGAUGUCUUAUUGCACACGUGAGACAAUCAUGUCCUGGUUAGGCAACCUGUCAUAACAAAUCAAACUACAGCUUCAUAAUGAUGCGACAGAGUCGGGUUUAAUAGACAAGUAGUUAUGAAUGUGAGAGGAAGAGGUUAAACCGUCAUUAAAAUAUUCUCAAGGGCUAAAAAAGUAAAAUUUGACAUGGAGCCCCAGGACAGUGCCCUGAGGAACACCAAAAGUGAAUGCAGGGGUCUCAAAGUUGAAUGCAACUCAAAAGAUAAUGAUCUGAAGCGGCCCAGGGUUGUGAGGAUGGAGCUAUGUUCUCUAGAGAUAAUAGUUCUGCAGGAAAACUGACUUUGAUGCCGUUCAGGGAUGGAAGCACUGACGUUUCCAGACUCUGUGUGGGGCUUUGAAUGCAUCACCUUCAAGAGAACCCUGAAGCAGCAUUGAAAGGAUUACCAGUAACACACCUCUGCCUCCAUCUGAGGUGAAGUCUUUCUCUACACAGACGACAAAUCAAAACAACUAUUCUUACAUAAGCUAAUGGAAAACAUUCCUGUGAUUGAAUGAGGCACGAUCACGUGAUUUUACCAGGUAAUUUUAAAAAUUGAUUCACUGUCUUUUCUUCAAACAUCUGUGCACAUUUUGGGUCAAGCGAGAGAGGAACCCUCUUCUUCUUCAGUCUCCAUGACGUGUGUUUCAAUAAAUCUCACAUUUAUUUUCAUUGUUUAAGAGACAAAAGCUUCAAUCCAACCGGCUGUCUGCACUUUAUACAAAGUUCUCAGAUGUUUCUGUGUUCACAGAGACAUAUGAGCAUCCCAUAGCAACAAAAACAACAACAGCUGUGUCAUCAGGAAGCUGUAUUCCUCUCAGGGAUGUCACUUCCUGUCCAUCCUCAUCCUUGUGUUUGGCGCCACCCUGUGGAUCCAUGUGGAAAUGAAAAAUACUUUUAUUUCUCCAACAUGAAUAAUUGUUAUGGGGUUUUUUAAAUGAAUUAUUUUAAAACAACUUCUUACAACUCUUUCAUAAUUAUAAUAACAGCUGUUGUUGUUUACAGAUGUGAGGUUUUGACAGGAAAGCAGUGUGACUGUAUCAGAGAUCUGACCUUAAGGUUGUAAAUAAAAACAAUGAGCAUGUUUUAACAUGCA
Oryzias melastigma (Indian medaka) is the source of this 2962-nucleotide messenger RNA. RefSeq names its product patatin-like phospholipase domain containing 3 (gene pnpla3). Gene Ontology annotation, biological process: positive regulation of triglyceride catabolic process; triglyceride catabolic process; lipid homeostasis. The record is from RefSeq and is a predicted model, not a curated record. Gene Ontology annotation, cellular component: cytoplasm; lipid droplet; membrane. Gene Ontology annotation, molecular function: triacylglycerol lipase activity. Lineage: Eukaryota; Metazoa; Chordata; Actinopteri; Beloniformes; Adrianichthyidae. The transcript is spliced from 10 exons. The coding region runs from base 23 to 1603 and encodes 526 amino acids.